Messenger RNA from Lates calcarifer (barramundi perch), 2300 nucleotides. It is a transcript of the gene cxcr2, whose product is annotated as chemokine (C-X-C motif) receptor 2. Gene Ontology annotation, molecular function: C-X-C chemokine receptor activity. NCBI's taxonomy places the organism in Eukaryota, Metazoa, Chordata, Actinopteri, Centropomidae. Gene Ontology annotation, biological process: immune response; neutrophil chemotaxis; G protein-coupled receptor signaling pathway. The coding region runs from base 201 to 1352 and encodes 383 amino acids. The record is from RefSeq and is a predicted model, not a curated record. The transcript has 2 exons. Gene Ontology annotation, cellular component: membrane.
GAGACUCUCUUAUUCAUGUAGAUUUCUCAAGACUGAUAAUAUCUGUGGUUUGUCUACUUCCCCGGAAGAGAUACAGUUUGCUAAUAUAGCAUUAGCAAUACCACACAUUACACAAUCGACCACGUCUCUAAGUGAGGACAACACUCUUUGCCAAAUAGUUUUAUACCUGAUUAACCUGUGCACAUCGGGACAGAGGGAAGAUGAAGUUGCCACUUUUCAUCAUCAGUGUUUUGAAGUAUUUAGUUCUAACCAAUCAAGAUGAAGAACAGCCACUAACAGGUACAUUUGACAUCAGUGAGUUCAUGAGCCAGUUUAAUUCAACAUUUCCUCCGGAUGUGGAUGUGGAUGUGGACGACCCAGCGGCUCCUUGUGAUGUAAACGUACCUGGAUUUAGCAACCUGGGUCUGAUGAUCACCUUCAUCAUUGUGUUCGUCUUCAGCAUGGUGGGCAACAGUGUAGUCGUCUACGUGGUCUGCUACAUGAAGAAAGGCAGAGCCAGCACAGAUAUCUACCUGAUGCACUUGGCCAUGGCGGACCUCCUCUUCUGCUUCACGCUUCCUUUCUGGGCAGUGGACGCGCACUCCGGUUGGAUCUUCGGCAACUUCCUGUGCAAACUCCUGUCGGGCUUUCAGGAGGCGUCGGUGUACAGUGGCGUCUUCCUGCUCGUGUGCAUCAGCGUGGACCGCUACUUUGCCAUCGUGAGAGCCACACGCGUCCUGUCCUCCCACCACCUGUUGGUGAAGGUGGUGUGUGGCGUGGUGUGGCUGGUGGCCGGCGUUCUGUCCUUGCCCGUGGCCAUUCAGAGGGAGAGCAUACAGGCCAAUGACCUGGGUCAGGCCAUUUGCUUUGAAAACCUGACGGGAGAGAGCAGGCACCACUGGCGCGUUGGCAUGCGUGUCCUGCGCCACACCAUGGGCUUCUUCCUGCCACUGGCGGUGAUGGCGGUCUGCUACGGCUGGACCGUGGUGACCCUGUUCCACACGCGAAACCAGCAAAAGCAGAAGGCCAUGCGUGUCAUCCUGGCGGUGGUCCUGGCGUUUGUCCUGUGCUGGCUGCCGUACAACGUCACCGUGCUGAUCGACACGCUCAUAAAAGGCGGGUCGCUCCCGGAAACAUGCAACACUCGCUACAGCGUGGAAAUGCUGCUGAAUGUGACCAAGGUGUUGGCCUUCAUGCACUGCGCGGUGAACCCGGUGCUGUACGCCUUCAUCGGGGAGAAGUUCAGGAACCAGCUGCUCUUAGCUCUUUAUAAACAUGGUCUCAUCAGCAAGAGGCUGCAGAUGGCUUACAGGAAGAGCUCUCUCAACAGUGUGGGGAGCAUCAGGUCUAGAAACACCUCUGUUACCAUGUAAAUAACUCUGGGCUUUUCAUUUUUAUUUGCCCCUGCAAGUGGCCCAAUGAAGAAAGUGUAGGAGAGUAUUACAGUAUUCCACAUUAAGUAAGGUCUGUAUUUAUUACUCCACCCCAGCUUUUGUUUAAACUUAUUUUUGCGUCUGUGUCUUUCUGAUUCUGUGAUUUAAUCUUGAUUGGAGAGUGAUCAUUCAGUGGGUAACCUCAAGAACAGAGAUCACAUGACACCACCACAGUUUUCUGCUUUGAGAGCAGCUGUAAUUGUUGAGAUGUCAUUGGGUUUUUGAAACGAUAGCCCUCUGAGUCUUAUGUCCUUGUACGACAUUUUAAGUCAUGACAGAGUGAGCUUUUUUUUUCCUCCUUAUGCAAGAAGACAGGAGUGAAAACAAAAAAUAUUUUGCAUACUAUCAGAUAUCUUAAUCUUUCAGACAGGAAGAGGUAAUGAAAUCAGCUGUUUCUUUACAAAAACAAGGCACAGUCUGGCACUUUGGUUUUUGUUUUAUUAACGUCUCUAGUAUCUGUUCAAACCGCUGCUGUAACAAUCAUAACAGUACUCUUUAUGCUAAAUGCUGUAAUCUGAAAACACCCUGUUAAAUAUUUUUCAUUGUGCGGCCGCUUGCAGUUGACAUCAUGUGUACCUGCGUCUGUGGUUGACGUAAAGAAGAAGUGAGAGUUGUGUUUUAAGGAGAAAUUGUACAGAAGUCACGGCUGCAAAACAAAAGUCCGGUCACAUGACUUCUUAUAUCUGUGCAAAACUCAUUUUAGCCAAAAACCAGAUGCUGUAUAUUCUCCCAAAUGACUUCUAAUGGUUCAGUUUUAUUUCACUCCCACUCACUUUUCUUACUCUCUCCUUCUCCUCAGAUACUCUCCAUUCAUAUUCAUAUCUUCAUAUCAUAGCUGUUUUUAGUUUGUACCUUAUCCUGCUGAUGCAAUAAAUCUGUAAACCUAAA